AAAUCUAAGUGCAAAGUUUGCUCAGGUGCAAUACUCUUCAGGUCCUUCACCUCCUUUGCCACCGCAGUGGUUCAUUAUAGUCAUUCUUACGUUUCUGAUCGGAUCUUAGAAUAGGCUUGUAAGUUAAUUACAAGGAUUGAAGGAUGUGGUCAAGACACUUUCAUCUGUUACCUUGGUUGGUUUCAUUUCCUUCAGCCAAAGGAGCCUGUUUGAUCAAUGUUGCUAAUGAUUUCUGAACAAGGAGGCGAAAAACAUGAAGAACAGAGUCCAGUGAGAGGUAACAGAGCAUGUAAGUUAAGAGGCCCUCUCUCGGUUUCCAUUUGUUUGGACCACAGUAGAGUACACCCAAAAGAAGAAGAACACUAAGGCACCUGCGCUUCUGCUAGGCUUUUGUUUAAGCCUGAAGCUUUAGAAUCAAGCCUUGUUGUUUCUAUCAUGUGGGACUUCAUCUGCCUCUGGCCUUUCUUACUUUUGUUCCUGAUUUCUCUACUGUUGCGAUGGGAUAAAGGUGGUUAUUUUGUGAAGGAGGGAAUGAGGCUGGUGGCUUGGAAUAUAUGGAUCACAACCUGUUGGACACUAAAGCUUCCACGCCCUGUUCUUUUUAAUACUCCUGGAGACCAAGAGUCAGAAGUCAAAUUGGUCUGCAAGCCUACAGCUUUGGCCAACUAUAUAAAGCAGCACUGUCACAUUUUAAUACACUCCCCAGUGGCUAAGUGGCCAAGGACAGACCCCCAUCUGCAGAUUCUCUUCAAUUUGAUGUGGCCCACAGAGGAAGAUGGUGGAGUCUACUUCAAAAGGGAUAAUUUACUCUUACAGGAUGGAGGUAUUAUAGCUCUGGACUGGGCCGUUGGGCUGAAAGACCAGAAAGGUCAGGCCAAAAAGGACUGUCCUCCUGGAGGAAGAGUCUUAGGCUGCCAUACCAGCAACCCACCCAUCAUCAUUCUGAUCCCCAAUGCUUUGGGGAAGAUCACACAACACUUGCUCAGCUUAUGCUGCUUAGCUCUGCAACAGGGUUUCUACCCUGUGGUCUUUAGUCGCCGUGGCCAUGGUAGCUGUCCACUUACUACUCCACGCUACCAGCAGUUUGGGGAUCCCUCUGACCUGGUGCAGGCAGUAGCAUAUUUACGAAAUCGCCAUCCAUCCUCUGUCCUGCUUGCCGUCAGUGAAGGCUCUGGCUCUGGCCUGCUGCUGUCUUACCUUGGGGAAUAUGGAUCAUCCUCUUACCUGGUAGCAGCAGCUUGUAUUUCACCAGUGUUCCAUGGACAAGCGUGGUUUGAGACGCCGCUCCCUUGGCUUUAUAAUGAGGCUGUCCUGCUCUACCGCAAACUGCAACUCAGCAGGUACGCAACGGCUCUAAGCUCAGUUAUGGACGUUGAGACAAUCCUCCGCUCCCGUUCCCUUCAAGAUAUGGAGAGGCUCAUAUUUUGUUCAGCCAGGCAGCAAGAUAACAGUGAGAUGGACACACUGGACCAGGGCAGAGAGCAGAGAUCAAGAUCAUCCAUGAAGUUUGACUGGGUGGGUUACUGGGAUCGUAAUGAACCUUUGCGAGAUGCAGAUGAAGUAGCUGUUCCUGUUCUCUGUUUAUGUAGUAGCGAUGACCCUCUCCUGCCUCCUUCUUCAACCCUGCCCAUAUCCCUCUUCCGGAAUAGUCCCUAUUUCUUUCUGGCUCUGACAACUCAGGGAAGCCACUGCGGAUUCAUGCAGGAGAAACAUGGAGGCACUGGGUCCUGGAGUCAUGAAGCAGUGCUUGAAUACUUUCGGGCUGUGGGAGAUUUCUUCAAAGUGGAGGAGAGGAACUUUGUCAUGGAAGGAUUUGUUGGACAGGGUGCUGUUCAAAGUCUCAGGCAAAGGACAUGUACAGUGUUACCCAGAAAGAGGAGAGCAGUCAUGUUCAGGAGAGAGAGGCCUGUCUUUGGUCCACAAAGACAACUCUCAGUUCAUUCAGGGCUGGUUCCAUUUGAAGAAGAGCACGACACAUUCACUUGGAACAGAUCAUACACUCGCUGAGUGUGUAUGUAAAAUGAAGAAGGGCAGAUGCAGCAAAUAUGACCCAGCACAAAAGGACUGUACUGAACCCUACAGUCCACUAGAGCAGUUUGAGAACAUUUUGCUGCUGCUUCUUCAGGCUGCAGGACCCAAUUUCUUGACAAUACUACCUACAGAACACUCAAACAUCCUGAAUGGCACAGGGCUUAAUAACACUGCCUUCCAGUCAUGCACAAUUUAGUGAUUUCCCACCUAAGCUGAACAAACUCAUUUGUAAGAUUACACUGAUGGGGAUCUUUUAUCUUUAAGCCAGUGGGGGCAAAAGCAAAGACUGAGACUCGGAGAGUCCGACAGAGCAACAGACCCUUCAACACAUAGUUCUAGGAAAGAAAGAAAACUAGCACUUCACCCCAUUUCAGGAGGCCUGUGCAUUAAUUGAAACAUCGCAAAACAUAUUGUUGGUUUUCUCCCUCCCACAAAGAAUUUUUCAGGACCAUGAUGUACUAAAAUUACUUUAUUACAGUUGAUUCUUGAUCCAGUAGCCCUCUGCCAACAAAAGGAGUAAUUACAAACAAAACAUUACAUUUGUCCCCUAACGGUUUCAGAAUUUUUUUGUUUACAUUUUAAUUCAGUUUUUUUCUUGUUAUGAAUAGCCAUACAUUUGUUGUAAUCUCUCCAACAUUCAGCUUUUCACAAUCUAUACAUUUUAAUACAGGUUAUAUAUGGAUUGUUAUGGUAAUGUUGAAGCAGGAAAAAGGAAAAUAAUGACCAUUAAAAUAAAGCAUUUGAAGGAAUACUGGUAAACACACUGUACAGAGACGUACCCCUUGCUUUGUUAUUGCCCAUUCCCCUUGUUCUCACACUUUUGAAAAGGGUCAUUAAAACAUGGGUAUAAUAAGGGCUCCAAUGUGACACUGUAUCGGUUACACUUCUACAAGGGGGCACACCUCCUCUCUCUUCUAAACAUACUGCGAAGUCCAGCUCCAGCACUCAGGCAGGAUGGACCUUCUUACAAGGGUGACUGACCUUUCUUAAAAGGCCUGGCGUAAUAAACAGAUGAGCUCGUGUAACAUUUGUGUAACGUUUGUAAGAUUUUUAUGUCUAUGGCUGCUCUGUGGAUACCAACAGAGCAAUGAGAUGGCUAAAUGGUUUUGGCAUGUUGCAUCAGAACGCCAUGGUUAGUUUAGUUUCUCCUUUAUUUGGCCAGGUCCUUUGAGGCCUGAAAGAAUAAUGGCUCAGUUGGCUUGCGAUAUAGGCUAGUUAAGGUUGAGCUUAAUGGCAUCUCUAUGUAAUCAGUGAUGCCAUGCACACAACAUGUACCAAGCUAGUUUAUAGAUGACAGCAUAGACACUUAAGCAUUCAGAGCUUGGGUCACUGUUCAUUCUUUAGCAGAGAUCAAAAAAGUCAAAAUAAUUUGACAACCAUGAUGGCAGUUAUGGCUUCAUCUCAUUCUGAAUGCGAUAAAACCCUUAAGAAAUGUGAUAAAAGUAAACUUCACAGAUCUCUCUGUGGCCACUGACUAUGAGAGAACAAGAGAAAAUAGGAGGGACAGAAUCCAGGCAGACAUACAGUGAAUAGCGACACUGUCAGUGGAGGGAAAAUUCUAAUUAGGAUUGUGGAGGUGUGGGGUGAAUCAAAGGUGUUUCAGCUGUGCUUAAUCCCUGUGAGACUUUGCCUGAUAUUUUUUCUUUAAAUAAAAUUAUAAACCAAGCUGGUUUUUCUUUUUGUCUUCACAUUCAAGCAGUUAUUUUUUCUUUAUCUAGUUGGGUUUAUCUUUCAUAAUUUUAUAUUUCCUUUUUUUAAAUUUUCUAAAUGUACAAUAUACACAAACGUUUCCUAUACAUCCCACUUAAAGCUGUCUUCUCACUAUAUCUCUUUGACAUAUCACACUGUUAUAUAUGCUUUUCUGACUUUUAAUUUUUUCUUCUUUUAUCACUUUUGUACACAUCAUUAUAAAUGCUCGGUUGAGGGAGGCUGUUAGGCGGCAGAUGCCGAAGCUCUGGGAUGGGCAUGAAAGUGACAAAGGCAUUGUAGGGGCGACAGCAGCGGCACCCACUCACCCCAGCAAAAACAUUCAGCGGUCGCAAGCCUGCCCAAAACAUACCUUCCCACCCCCAAACCCACACAUUCUGCCCUGAUGCCAGGCCUGGGGAAGGGGCAAGGGGAGCAUCAGAGGUCCAAGAGAUAAAGGGGAAAACGAACAGCAGACAAAAUGAGAGAGAUAAUGGCCUUUUUGUCUGUUUCAUCGCAGACAAUAAAAGCUUCCUUGUGCAUAGCUGGGAUGAGUGUUAACUUUGGCAUUCUAAAUAUAAAUCUGAUAUUUGACUGAUAUCAGUCAAUUUUUCCAUAACCCACAUCCAUUCAUACAUACAUAUUUACACAGGUCAAUUUUUUCCUGACAUUCCAUUUG
Molecule: messenger RNA, 4396 nt
Organism: Colossoma macropomum (tambaqui)
Lineage: Eukaryota; Metazoa; Chordata; Actinopteri; Characiformes; Serrasalmidae
Product: protein ABHD15
Exons: 2
Coding region: 436-2007 (523 amino acids)
Molecular function (GO): short-chain carboxylesterase activity; monoacylglycerol lipase activity
Source: RefSeq, a predicted model, not a curated record